UUUAUUUGUCAAUUGUCUAAUUUUAUUGUGUUGUCUUAUAAUUUUUGAAAUGGGUCAGAGUAAAAGUAAAAAGGCAGUUACACUGCUAGAAUUAGUUGUACAUCAUUUUAAAGAUUACCAGGCGCAGGCUGUGUUAUCAAGAGACACGGUGUACGUAGGAAAAUUAAAAAUAUUUUGCCAACUUGAGUGGCCAGCGUUCCAGACAGGCUGGCCACCUGAAGGGACGUUCACCCUCACCCAAAUUUACUCAACCCAAGAGAAAACAUUCAAUAACCAUCCAGACGAAAUCUCUUAUAUUAUAGCGUGGCGGUAUUUGGUAGAAGAACCAGCUUCAUGGUUAAAACCUCACCUACCUCCCGCUAAUCAAACUAUCUUCCUCCCAUUGAGGCAAGCUCUGCCGGAACCGGAGAAAAGAAAAAUGGAAGCAAAGCCUGUACUGCCUCCAUCAGAGGGGGAAACUGAUCCACCCCCUCCAUAUUCAAAUCAAGAUCAGAGGAAUAAUCAGGAGCAAGAGGUGCUCUUAAGUCCCCCCAAGACACGUUCUGGGUCAGUCUAUAACUUCCAAAAUGACCAUGAGCCAGCAUCCCAAUCGGAACCUGGCUCAUCGUCAUCAGGACUGUAUCCGUCUUUACCUAAAGAGAAACCUAAUGAGUCUCAUUGGCCCAUAACCCCUUCGGCACCAAUGUUGCCACUCAGAGAGAUGGCACCACUGGAAGGCAGGGGAACUCCAUAUAUGGUUUAUGCCCCAUUCUCGUCUUCAGACAUUUAUAAUUGGAAACAACAACACAAACGCUUUUUGGAAAGUUCACAAGACCUCAUUAGGUUUCUCGAAACUGUUUUUCUCACACCUCAGCCCACUUGGGUUGAUAUUCAGCAAUUGUUAAUGGCCCUCUUUACUGCGGAGGAAAGAGACCGUAUUUUAAGAGAAACCCAUAAGGAGGUGGCUGAGAGGACGGGAUGACAGCUGGAUGUCCAUCAGCUGGAGGAGCUCUGUCCUAAGGAACCACCAGACUGGAACCCGAACACGGCAGAAGAUCUUGUGCAGGCAAAAGUAUUGCCUCUGGUGAAGACUGCAGCACGGUGGACACCAAAUGGCCACAACUCAUUUCUAAAUCCAUAUUCCAUUUUUAAUGGAAGGCAUCAGCCCACUGUAACAACACACUGUCAUCUUCCAGAUGUACUUACUGCACACCCAGCCUGCACCGGCCAUUUCACAUAGGUGUAAGUGUCCUAAGUACACCUUGUCCAAAAACUACUCAAGAAAAUCCUCUUGGAAAACUAGAGGAGUUUCACCUCCAUAAGAAACAGAAGUUCAUUGCCAGGACAUCAUUCAGAGGCUGCAUCUGGACUUUUCUGCAGGUAUGGACUGUUUCUGGUUGCAGAGAAGAUGCCUCGCACCGUCACAUCAUGAUUUAUUCCGAGCCAUAUGCAUCAACUGCUUCCCACUGGUAAGGCCAUUGUUGCCAUGCCUCAUUUGCUACUAUGUGGGUCCUCAGAAGAGUGGAAAUUUGGUAUUUCUCCAGGACAAGAUUCUUCCUACUCUUCUGUAUCCCUCUCUACUGCCCGAUCCAGCCCCAUGAGCUAUGGAGCUAGAUAAAGUUUAGGAGUUAACUGAAGCCAGAGAAUUAAUUUAAGUCAUUCUUCAUGUGGAAUAAUGUUUACCCAUUGUGGUUACAAGAUGACUAAUUGCAAAAUUGGUUCCUUAAGGCUUCUAAAUCCUUUGGAGACAUUCACUGGGUGUUGUAAAUCAGUGCUCAGACUGGAAUUAACUUGUAUGUUUUUAGUAGCUAGAGUAAUUAACAACUGUAACAUAUUACUAUGGACUGUGACAAUUUCUCCAUCAGUUCAGAGCCUGGAAAAAACCAAGCAGGCUUUCUUCUUGCCUUCAGCUCUGGAGAGCCCAGGAACGCUCAGAGAGUUUGCUCUGGCUGGUUUUUGAGGGGGGACGAGAAGGGAGGCAAGGAGAUUCAAGCAGCUUCCUUCUAGAAAAGACACCCAGCUUAAUAUGCAGCCUCUGUGGAUUCUUAUCAGCAGUUUCCUGAGCUGACUCAUAUGUAACAUCUGACCAGUUAAUCAUGAUGUUCGUAAAUACUUCGAUCUAAAUUCAUUGGUUUAAUGUAUUUUGUAUCGCUCUGCUUUUCCCUCUACUAUUUAGUUAGUUAACCAGCUGGGCUUCAACUAUAGACUGAAAAAGAUUUUCACACGACUACAAGGCAAGCAAAACAUAUCUCUUAAUCAAGGGAGCCAGGCUGUGAAACCAAAAAUGUUAGAAGAGAGGAGCUGAAUUCAGAGUUAUUUUUAUCAUUUAAAAAAAAAAAAAAAGAGAGAAAUUCCAUUUCAGGCUCAUAGUCGUCUUCUGAAAAGAAGUUGAGACCAAGACAUACAAUUUUUUUUUUUUCGCUUGCUCAGUAGUUUGGGGAAUUAUUCUGUUUCAUCCCCAGAAACAUGCAUUAUUCUCUUUAUCACUCACGAGAUUGCGGCUGUCUUUAUCAGAAGGCUUUGCUGCACUAUAUGCAAGGAGUUACAAAUUUAACCUCAAGCUAAGUGUAGCGUAGAGGAUUUCAGUUGACUCGCCCUUGAAGUUUCUAUGGGUAAAUCUAAGUAACCUUGACAAUUUCCAACUAACAUCUGAAUCUGAAAACCUUAGCGUAUGCCUGUUGCAACUAUUUGGAGUCCUAACAAAUUUGUGAAGGGGUGAGGGCGAGUAGAAACCAACCAGUCUUACGCUGCUCACCAUACACCUGCUUUUCCAGGCAGGAAAACUUCAAAACCCCUGCAAAAACCCCUACAUGAGGAGUUUGGAUCCAGUCCCACUUCUUAUAGAAACAUAUAUUUGUUAAGUUUGGAAAAGACUUGUGAGACUAUCCACGCCAACCAUCAAACAACACCACUGUGCCUACUAGACCAUGUCCCAAAGUGCCACGUCUACAAACUUUUUGAAGCCCUCCAGGGAAGGAGACUCCCCCAUUGCCCUCGGUGGCCUGUUCCAAUGCUUCACCACUCUUGCAGUAAGGAAAUUUUUCCUAAUAUCCAAUCUUAACAUCCCCUGGUGCAAUUUGUGGAUGUUUCCUCUCCUCCUAUUGCUUGUUACUUGGGAGAAGAGACCAACACCCAUCUCACUACAACCUCCUUUCAGGGAGCUGCAAAGAGCAGUAUGGCCUCCCCUCAGCCUUCUCCAGGGAUCAAACUCUCCGAGUAUAAUGUUCAUAGUUUCCCACUGUGUACUAUCUCUCUUCUAUGUAACUAUAAUCUCUUUCCUUCUCCCAAAGUAUUUGUUUAAGUGCAACUCCCAAACAAAUCUAUCUCCAUUACAGCCCAGGAGCAGCAACGUGCUGUUUGUGUCAGAAACCAGUGGUGAUGAUGGACUGGAACAAGACGGUAGUGAUCUGCAGUUUUCCAGCACACAGCUCCAGAUAAGCUUAUUUCAUGCUCCAUUACCAAUUUUCCUUUGUUCCACUUCUCUAGAUCCCUCCAUAGUUUUCUUUCACUAAGCUUUUUCUCUGUUAAAUAGUAAAUAAUGCUUUAUUUUUCCUUUGAGCAUGGUGCCUGUGAUAAGGCUGCUGAACACAUGGGCAGUACAAAUAUUUGGCGAGUAAAAUCACUUCCCCUGUUUUCUGCUAUCAUUUACUCCUCUGUCCCCAGUGAAGGAUGUUCUGGGAGGUUUAGAGGAAGGAUGUACUGGAACGUCUUGGCUCUCCCGUCCAGGUAGCCCCAAAACGAUGAUCUUAAAUCAGGAGCCUUCUACUACCUUCAUUUAAAAUGACAAUAUAGAGACUAUACAGCAGGCAGGAAUUCAGCAUUGGCUUCGGUACUGUAACUCUUCAAAAGAAGAGAGAAGCAUUUAAAACUAAGUCACCUUUUGUGACAGAGGGUCACAGUGACAGCACAUAUGCACCUUUCCAAAGAUCAGGAAUAAAAAACCUAGUUUGACACACUAUCCAAAAUUGCAGGUGCCAGCAAUGGGGAGCCCUAAACACAUCUCCUUAUAGGACAGCAGAAACCACCACUUCGAAAAUACCUGGCAAAUCUGGGCAGUAAGAUGCUUCGAUAGGCUCAGUAGCUGGGGACACUAAAAGUAUCUGUGACUGCCGAGUAAUUAUUGCUGCCGCAAUAUGGUCACUGCGCUCGCAGGCUCUUACAGACAUUGCUGCAUCAGCUUGUGCUUCUCAAAUAUUCCUCCUGGCCACACCGUUUCUAAACUGGAAGCUGAGACGGAUGUGCACGAGCUGGCGGAGUGGGAGACGUGCCAGCACCCUGCCACGCUCCCAGGGAUGCUCCAGCCCCCCGCUACGCUCCCAGGGAUGCUCCAGCAACCCCGCCACGCUCCCAGGGAUGCGCCAGCCCAGCACCAGCCUUGGGCCUGUGCUGCCAGGAUCCCAGGCAGCAGGAAGGACAGAGGGAGCAAACAUGGAUUCAGAUUGCACUGCAGAUUAAUUCAGCCAUAGAACAAAGAUCUCCAAGUAACAUAGAAGCUAACAGUGCUUGUGCCUCAUAUGUUCAGCCAAUGUCUCAAAUAAGUUAUUUUUUUUUUUUUUUUUUUUGCUAUUAGGAGGAAAUUAGACUGGAUUAGAGUUUGCCAGUGAUGCUUUAGCAUGCAAGAGAGUGUCUGGGGAGAAAUUUUUUUGUUUGGUUUGGGUUUUUCUUCCUUUACUCUGUGCUCCUCACCAAGAAAUCUUUGCCAGCAGAUUCACAGAGCCUAGAUCACUCCAGUGACAGACCAGCAAUAUGGGCAGAUAUGUAUUUGAUACAAGUACCCACCACACCAAAGGCUGAGAAGGGAUUUUUGUUUGUAAUUAAAGAUGACAGACCUUUUCUACUCAGCCUACAUUUGCAGAAGAAAGGAGUUUGGGAGCAUUUUUUGCUUUACAUUACAGAAUUAUUUAAUUGGCAGAUAAACUGGAAAAAAAAAGGGGUGGGGAGGUUAUAGAAAGGUCGAAAACCAAUCCCAACAAAACAUUUAGGGACUCGCCUGUGUUCAGUUUACAGUUCUAGUCUUAUCUUCCUAGACAUUGUGCAUCCCUUCCCCUUAAGGGCUCCUGCCAAUCUGAGCUGUGCCACGGUGGCAGGGGACCAGAGCAGUGAGGGCUGGCAGCAGGCUGGCCGUGAUGGGGAACAUCUUCCAGGGUUCUGAGCUCCUCAGAAGGGCUGCUCUAAACCUGCCUGUCACCUGGAUUUACUCACCUCCUCAGGGCACAGCACAGCUUCUCCCAAGGGGCCAAAACCCACCUGAAAGUGGUAGUGAAACAGUUUUAAACUGAGCAGCAAGGAGCAGCCUGGAAUUCCCAGCAGGGAGCCUGAGACUUGGGAGCUCUCUGCCCUGAUCAUCUUGGUGGCAAGAAGUCAAAGCCAGAUUCAGGUUUCCUCAGCUGUAGAGCUGAGUAUUUUUUGUGCAUUCCUCACUGACGGAGAGUAUGUUUGUCCCCAUCCAUCACCAUCCUUCUGCGAGAUGUGACAUUCCUAGGGAGGUGCCUGGUAGCACCAGCAUGAGCAGCAUGUCACCACUCCGUGCAGGAGCUUUCUGGCACAUCAGUGCCGUCCUCCACAGAGGCUUCCCAACACAAACACCAGGCCAUCUGAUUUAUUUUUGUCUGAACACGGUCGGCUGUCACUAUCACUUCUACCCCUGCAGAUCUAUUAGCGCUUCUAAACAUAAUCAGCCUAUUGCAUCCUUAUCUCCAAUUAUUCUGCACUCAGUUUUGUCAACAUCUGGGUGUGAAGAAGGGGGGCUUUAUUUUGUCCUGGUUGCAACAAAACACAGAUUUACUGAUGCAGAUAUCAGCAACAUAAUCAGCAGCUUAAAACGAGCCAUUAAUAUCAGUAGAGCAACCGUGAGGAAGCUUGUUCCUGUAGAAAAGUCAGAUGCACUUCUUUCCUGAGGGUUUUAUAAUCCUUUAUGAGACCUUGAGCCUGCAGUCAGCUCUCCACAGACUGAUUCCAGUGCUGCCAGGGUCUAAGCUAAAGUGGGAGGUUCCCAAGCUGGUGUAGUAUAUUUAUAACAGAGAUAAAAUCCUGUGCCACCACAUGGCAAAGCAGCAACGGUGCUACGUGCGGUGGUGGUGGUUGUUUCCUUAGUUCUCCUCAUAUGAUUGGAAAUCAGUUGUGUUGAUUUAGGCAGAGAAAUGGGAAAGUGCUUCAGUGAAAGUUUUGAGGCAGCACAGGAGGAGAGAUCAUCACCACAAGCCACUAAACUGCAGCCUCUUCUCAGGGCUUCCCCAGACGAGCCAUGUCCCAGGCACAGCACCACCUCACUGGUGGGCGAUGCUGGAUUGCACCCAGGAACUCUCCUGUGCAGGUGCCAGAAGCAAUUCCUUGGUGUUCACACAACAUCAGACCCAGAAAACAAGCCUGGUGGGUCCAAACCAGCUCAGACAAUUCGACGUGGGUUCAGCAGGACCAACAACAAACCUGAGAGGCAGGAUGAAAGAAGUCCUCCUUGCUUUCCCCAGCACAGGUCACCUACAACCUCCCAGCUCUUCCAAACCGCAGGAAUGGAAUUGCCAGGCAAAUCUUCACAUACGUUUAGAGCCGUAUGUCCAGAGGACCAAGAAGAGCAGGAAGCCUCCAUGAAACAUGCUUCCCUGACCAGAGUGCUUCUCCAGAGCGCACCCUGGGUUGCACAGGUACAGCUGUGCUUGCUGAGGCUGCAGGGCUGGGUCACGGUGCAGGUGGACUGUGUUUGGGCACAGGUGGCACAGGAAAAGAAACAGGACAGCACCAGCAGUGCUUUCCCAUGUACUCACCCAGAUCUUGCUUCUAAGUUCCCUCUCCAGCCUCCCCUUGAGCCUAAACGAACUUUCUAUGGCAUCCUUUGGCACAGAGUGGCACAGAUGCCUCCCUGAUCCUUGAUGAACCAUUCCCAGCACCCUUCCUUUCCCCUUCCCUCUUUUCCCUUAAAAAGCUCCUGCCCAGGCAUUCUCAGAGAGGUAUUAAUUUGCAGGUUAAUGAGGAUCCUUGUCACCCUCCUGUGACCACACAGCUGCUCCCAAGGCGAGGUGUUCAUCAGUCUUUUCUGCCACCAUUUGCCAUUAGCAGAGCUGCCUCCUUCCCGAGCCCGUGGUCGGCAGUGGAUGUGCCACAGUGCCGUGUCUCCAAAUCCCGCAGGCAGCAACGAAAACCCAGCCCGCUGCCACAAGGACUAUGAAGCCAUUUUAGUAAGACGAAUGGUCUUGCUGGGGAUUCAGCCUGUUCCUUCUAGGAGUGCCUACUUCAUAAUCUUAUCAGGGAAAAAGUUAAUAAAUAACUUUAAUGAUGGCUCACAGAGAUUCUUUCCACUUAAACAUCACCCCUCAAAAAAACCCCAUGCAUGAAAAGACAUUAAUCCCAGCAUGAGAGCGUGCCAGCUCAGUUCAGAUACAUCAGUCUGCCUUUGUACCCCAUAGACCUGUUAAUCUGAGUCCAAGACAGCUG
Messenger RNA from Cuculus canorus (common cuckoo), 7407 nucleotides. RefSeq lists its product as uncharacterized. The coding region runs from base 50 to 961 and encodes 303 amino acids. The transcript is spliced from 2 exons. Gene Ontology annotation, biological process: virion assembly. NCBI's taxonomy places the organism in Eukaryota, Metazoa, Chordata, Aves, Cuculiformes, Cuculidae. The record is from RefSeq and is a predicted model, not a curated record.